UCAUUUCUUACAAGAGAGUUUCCAAGUAGACCAUAACACAGUCCCUCUGUCAAAGCCAAAAAUGGCUUCUACCAAAAUUUUGUUGUGUGCAUUUACCAUUUGUUUUGCUCUGAUUAUCGCCUGCGAAGGACAACGACGUAGACCUAAACCCAGACCAGAUGUUCAGGCCCUUAAGGACGCAAUCCGCCAAAAGGUUUUAGAGGACAUUGCGAAGCGCUACGGUGUUACUUUGCCAACAACUACCACUACUGCGGCAACCACUUCAGAGGAUGCAUCUAGUACAGAGGCUUCAAAUAGUACAGAGGCUGAUAGCACGACUGCGGCAUCUACUACAGCUCAAGCUACUAUUGCUGCAAACAGCACUGGUACUGACUAAAGAAUAAUUUACUGAUUUACUUGUUAGGAUAAAGCGCUAAUAUAUGAAAAUUAUACAUAUAAAAAUAAACCAAAAGCUCGACUUGAUUGAUCCCA
Topomyia yanbarensis is the source of this 471-nucleotide messenger RNA. RefSeq lists its product as uncharacterized. The record is from RefSeq and is a predicted model, not a curated record. The coding region runs from base 62 to 376 and encodes 104 amino acids. Lineage: Eukaryota; Metazoa; Arthropoda; Insecta; Diptera; Culicidae. The transcript has 2 exons.